GACCGAAAAAGUCGCUAGGUCACCAACCGUAACCCUGGCAGUGUACGCGAGAUUUAAACUUUCGGCGGUAGUUUUCCCAAGUCAUACAUGUAUAACCUACCAGUUAUUUCAGGCUGAGAGGACCAGCAGACAAGAAAAGUGGGACACUUAGACAAGCAAGGGGCGAACGGGGUUUGUGCGUGUGGACAGAUCAGAGCUGUUAGCAACGUAACAGAGUUGGAAAAUGCCAGACAACUGGGAGUUAUAUUAUUGGGGCCCAAACGUGGUGGGCAGAGCUGAGUUCAUCCGCCUUAUUUUUGAAGAACUGGGAAUGAAAUAUAAAGAGAUUAACAAGGGUGUUCCAGCAGUUUUCACUUCGGGUCAGUUAGAGGGGUACCCCACUAGAGCCCCACCAAUGAUCAAGAACGGUGAGUUUCAACUCUCACAAAUGCCUGUCAUCUGUAUGUACCUCGGCAAGAAGUACGGUUUGUACCCGGAUAACGAAGCAGAUGAGUACCAUGCCAUGCAAGUCAUGGCCACCAUCAGCGAUUACAUCACGGAAGGAAGACUCUGUUUCCAUGGCGUCAACUGGCAGGCAUCGUAUUUUACUCAACAAGAGGAAACGAAACCCUACAUUAAACAUUUUACAACUAAUCGAAUCCCAAAUUUCCUGAACCAUUUUGAAACAGCACUAAGCAGAAAUGAUGGUGGGAAAGGGUAUCUUUUUGGAACAAAGCUGACAUACGUUGACUUAGCGCUGCUCCACAUCCUACGGGCCACCGAGUCGCAAUUUCCCGAGGAAUGGAAUGCCCUUGGCAAUAUUCCACUACUAAAAGCCUUUAAGGUUAGAAUAUCAGAACGUCCUAAUCUGGCUGCUUACUUCAAGUCUGACAGGUGCAGUCCUUUUGAGGGAAAUAGUAUGAUGUAAAACGGGAGGAGAGAAGAUGAGUUCUAGCUAAAACACUGCCUGAAACAACGACUAAUAUGCCUAGAAGUUUGCUUUAUUACAUAAUAUGGAUAAAAUGGGGUAAUAAGGGUAACGGCAAUAUAGCGCGCUCAGUUAGCACAGUCGAUGUAUCAAACUCUGACCCGAUAGUUCCCAGCAGACUAGAAAUAGUUCUUACAGAAGUGCUAGGUUUUAAUACCUAUUAGUUUCACAUAUUAAACAUAUAUUGAAGCCUUCUCAGGAAGGUGAAUAGAAGUUACGUCAACAUGCAUUCUUGUUACUAUAUUUCAGUAUUUACCUUUAUAUCAUUUUUAAGUCAUUUAGGAAAUGCAUUUAUAUCCUUGUAUUUUGUUACUUAAAAUAAACCUUAACUUUCUUUAAAACA
Messenger RNA from Liolophura sinensis, 1310 nucleotides. Its product is annotated as glutathione S-transferase P 2-like. Gene Ontology annotation, molecular function: glutathione transferase activity. The record is from RefSeq and is a predicted model, not a curated record. The transcript has 5 exons. The coding region runs from base 224 to 907 and encodes 227 amino acids. Gene Ontology annotation, biological process: glutathione metabolic process. Lineage: Eukaryota; Metazoa; Mollusca; Polyplacophora; Chitonida; Chitonidae.